This is a messenger RNA of Coniosporium apollinis CBS 100218, 1197 nucleotides long. RefSeq names its product acetyl-CoA C-acetyltransferase. Gene Ontology annotation, biological process: fatty acid beta-oxidation; ergosterol biosynthetic process. The record is from RefSeq and is a predicted model, not a curated record. Gene Ontology annotation, molecular function: acetyl-CoA C-acetyltransferase activity. Lineage: Eukaryota; Fungi; Ascomycota; Dothideomycetes. The transcript is spliced from 5 exons. Bases 1 to 1197 code for a protein of 398 amino acids.
AUGCCAGAGCUACCGCCUGUAUACAUCGUCUCGGCGGCCCGCACGCCUGUGGGCAUGUUCCAAGGCUCUCUGGCGAGCUUGAGCGCUAUACAGCUGGGCUCGCAUGUUAUCAAAGCUGCCGUUGAACGCGCCGGCGUUAAGCCCGAAGACGUCGAAGAAGUCUUCUUUGGCAACGUCCUUUCGGCCAAUCUUGGCCAGAACCCCGCCCGCCAGUGCGCCCUCGGCGCCGGCCUCGGAGAAUCCACAGUCGCAACCACCGUAAACAAGGUCUGCGCCUCCUCAAUCAAGGCCAUCAUCCUAGGCGCCCAAACCAUCAUUACAGGCAAUGCCUCCAUCGUGGUGGCAGGCGGGACCGAGUCUAUGUCAAAUGCGCCGCACUACCUGCCCAACAUGCGGACGGGCGCCAAGUUCGGCAAUCAAACACUCGUGGACGGCGUGCUCAAGGACGGGCUGACGGACGUGUACAAGAACGAACACAUGGGGCUGCAAGGCGAGGAGUGUGCUAGGGAUCAUGGGUUCAAUCGGGAGCAGCAGGACGACUACUGUAUUAGGAGCUACAAGAAGGCGCAAUGGGCGCAGCAGAGUGGGUGGUUUGGGGAGGAGAUCGCGAAAGUCACGAUUCCCGGGGCUAGGGGGAAGCCGGAUACUGUUGUUGAGCACGAUGACGAGCCGAAGAACUUCAAUGAAUCCAAAACCCGCAGCCUCCGCCCCGCCUUCCAGCCGAAAGACGGCACCGUCACCGCCGCAAACGCCUCCCCGCUCUCCGACGGCGCCGCAGCCCUUGUACUGGUGUCAGAGGAGAAGCUCAAGGAACUCGGUCUCAAACCUCUAGCCAAAAUCCGCGGCUGGGGCGACGCAGCUCAGAACCCCUCGAAAUUCACCACCGCGCCCGCGCUCGCGAUCCCCAAGGCACUGAAGCACGCAGGCGUGAAGCAGGAAGAGGUCGAUGCGUUUGAGAUCAAUGAAGCCUUUAGCGUUGUCGCGCUGGCCAAUAUGAAGCUACUGGGAUUGGAGGAGGAGAAGGUUAAUUUGCAUGGUGGAGCUGUUGCGCUGGGACAUCCGCUCGGAGGCAGUGGGGCUAGGAUUGUGACGACGUUGCUGGGCGUGCUGAGGGAGAAGAAGGGGAAGAUCGGAUGUGCGGGGAUUUGUAACGGGGGUGGAGGGGCGAGCGCGCUGGUUGUGGAGAUGGUGCGGUAG